UCUCUUCCCCCGUUACUUUUCGAGAACUUAAAAAAAAAAAGAACGCUUUCUUCUUGUUUAAUUUUCAUAUCACUAAUGACCCGCCUUUCCCCUGCCCACUUAACUAUUUUUCUUUACUAUGUGACGCGACGGGUGCCAGUGGGGACAGGUGUGUUGGUUGUUAUGUGGUUGACUGGGCGUACUACCUUGGUUCCCAUGUACCGGAUAGCGGCACUCUGCCAAUUCCAACGACGCGCAACUGAAGGAACAAUCAUUGGAUUUCUUUCCUAACGUUCCGGUCCCUAUCUGAAUCUCAACAUAGUCCACGUCCCGGGAGCAUUUUGAGGAAGAGAGAAGAUGGCACCUAAGAGAAAAGCAGCAUCUGCCACAAAAGCACGAGGGAAGAAGGUUAAAGAGGAGCCUGAAGCCCCAGUAAAAGAUAAAUUCACCUCUGUUAAAGAAGCUCUGAAAGCUACAGGAUCACAGAAUAAAGCCAAGAGGAAACCCGACAGCUGUUGUAACCUGUUAGAUACUGAGGUCUAUGAAGAUUAUGAUUGUAUGCUGAAUCAAACAGACAUUGGAAAUAACAACAACAAAUUCUUUGUAAUUCAAAUCUUAGUAAGUGGAGGACAGUAUUAUUGUUGGACAAGAUGGGGCAGAGUGGGAGAGUCAGGACGGAAUAACUUAGCUGGGCCUUCAAAUGUUGAUGCAGCCAUUAAAAAUUUUGAGAAAAAAUUCAAAGACAAGACAAAAAAUAACUGGACUGAUCGGGAAAACUUCGUUUCACAUUCAGGGAAGUAUACUCUGAUUGAAGUGGAUGGGGACCAGGAGGCUGAAUUGAAGGUUGAUGCAGUAGAUGGUGGAACUCUGGUGAUGAAAAAGAACGUUCUGCCUUGCAAACUGGAUGACCCCACUCAAAGACUCAUUAAGUUCAUCUUCAACAAUGACAUGUUCAAAGAGGCCAUGGAGAACAUGAACCUGGACAUUAAGAAGAUGCCCCUGGGGAAGCUCAGUAAGCAGCAGAUUGCUAAAGGCUUUGAGGCACUCGAGAAACUCGAGGAGGCGAUAAAGAAUAAAAGUAAAGAAUGUAAGCUGGCAAAGCUCACUUCGAAUUUCUUCACCAUUAUUCCACAUAACUUUGGCCGGAACAGACCUCCUGUCAUCAAUACCGAUUCCAUCCUUCAGAGCAAGAAAGAGAUGCUUCUGGUGUUGGCAGAUAUAGAGAUAGCCCAAAGCCUCAAAGCUGAGUCAGAAAAGGCCAAGGAGGAGAUGGUAGAGACUGUACCUCAUCCUAUAGACCAGGACUACGAAUCUCUAAAAUGUAGCCUCAACUUGCUGGAUAAGAAAUCCAAGGAAUUUAAGAUUAUUGAAAAGUACUUGAGUGCUACUGGUGAGGGACUUACCAUAGUAGAUGUGUGGAAAGUAGACAGAGAUAAAGAGGCCGAACACUUCAGUGAGAACGAUGCUUUAGAGAACCGGAAGCUGCUUUGGCAUGGUACUAAUGUGGCAGUGGUGGCGGCCAUUCUGAAGAGUGGCCUUCGCAUCAUGCCACACUCGGGUGGUCGUGUAGGCCGGGGCAUCUACUUUGCCUCAGAGAAUGUCAAAUCUGCUGGUUAUGUGCAUCCAUCAAAUGGCAUUGGGAUUAUGUUUCUGAACGAAGUUGCUCUGGGAAAGGAAUACCCUAUCGUUUCUGAUGAUUCCAGUUUGAGGAAGGCGCCUGAUGGUUAUCACAGUGUUGUAGCACGGGGCAGACAGGAACCAGAUCCCACAAAAGAUGUCUUCAUUCAGUUAGGUGGGAAGAAGGUGGCAGUGCCGCAAGGCAAAGCCAUAAACCAAGCUCAGUAUGAGCACAGCUAUUUCUUCAACAGUGAGUAUCUCAUUUACAAGGAGAGCCAGUGUCGUAUACGCUAUCUCCUGGAGCUCCACUUCUAGCUGCUUCCUUGUGAGGAACAGAGGAAACGGGGAAAGAAAAAUGGGGAAACUCUUGAAUUAAAACUUCACAGUGAGCCAAAGUCAAGUUUGAUUUGCUGGCAUGUUCAGCAUAAUUUGAUGAGAGCAAAUUACAUUGGUAUGUAAGAAAUAAUAUUGAUAUCAGAUUCCUCAAAUUAUUGAGGAGAACAAAGGUUAAUAGAUAAUGGUUUUCUGUUGAUCCUUUUUUGCUCAACCGGUUAGUCUGUUGCAAACAUUUUUUACUUAAAAUAUGUGAACUAAUUUUGCUAGUGUACAAUUAAAAGCACCUUUCCUUGUGACAGGCUUUGGUAAAUAAGGUUUGCUAUAUGAUUGUUUUGUGUGGUUCUGAUUGACAUUGUAGUAAUGGGGUGUGUUUUAUAUAUAUAUAUAUAUAUAUAUAAUCAGUUUUAAUUAUGUUAAUCACAUUUUCAGUAAAUAAUUAUUACAGUUAAUUAACAAACUUUUAAUAGCCAUAUGUGGGACUUAAAAGUUUUACAGUGUAAAACUGUAAUAAAGAGAUAAAAAUGGUAAAUAAAAAGUAAAAAUUGCAAUAAUAUGUGGAAAUGCAGGUUUCUAAUUAUCUUUGAACAGCCUUUAGAACUACUUUAGACUGCUUUUGCAUGAAUCUUUGUACACCAGAAUGUUCUAGAUAAUUUUUUUUUUUAAUAAACACUAUACACACACACACACACACAUACAUAUAUAUAUAUUUUUUUUCUCUAAACCGGAAAGGCUGUUGAAGCAGAGGCUCCGUAACUACUUUACUUAAAGCAAGUUCAGCUUGCCAAGAACCACCCCAAAAAACCCAUCUACUGCUUUCAUCCUACAUGUUACUCCCAUUAAUAUUUUAAAAGGGUUUGUUCUUCAUAUUGCACUGUGGCCAUACUGCAGAUAAUGGAGAAUAUAAUCUCUGGAUGCUUUUUUGUUUUUACAGUGUAUACUGUUUGUUUGCACUCCAUGAUAUUGUAGUAAUUGUAUUGCACUUUUGUUAUAAUUGAUUCUGAAGGAAUGUGUAGGUUCUAUGAGUGCCUUGGGUCAAGUACUUGCUGUGCAGCUCAACAAGCAAAAAAAUAAAUAGUUGUUUACAUCUGAAA
Molecule: messenger RNA, 3023 nt
Organism: Electrophorus electricus (electric eel)
Lineage: Eukaryota; Metazoa; Chordata; Actinopteri; Gymnotiformes; Gymnotidae
Gene: parp3
Product: poly (ADP-ribose) polymerase family, member 3
Biological process (GO): double-strand break repair; protein poly-ADP-ribosylation
Cellular component (GO): nucleolus; site of double-strand break
Molecular function (GO): NAD+ poly-ADP-ribosyltransferase activity
Source: RefSeq, a predicted model, not a curated record